AUGGCAUCUGCUGUACUCCUGCUUCAAAGGAUUGAUGGGGAGGUCGCAAGAAUAGGGAUGGUGCUACAAGCUUUCAUCAAGGUCAAUGCUCAUGGAGGUGACGUCAAUGCUGUCUUGAAAAAAAUCGAACCAUGCAGGAAGACUGUAUCUUUUUUGAGGAUCAGGAAGACUGCAUCUAAUCUUUAUAGAGAAUAA
This is a messenger RNA of Triticum turgidum subsp. durum (durum wheat), 195 nucleotides long. Lineage: Eukaryota; Viridiplantae; Streptophyta; Magnoliopsida; Poales; Poaceae. The record is from the annotation of a GenBank genome assembly.